GGUGGCGUCAACAGAAAGUCUCUCAAUGUCGUAUACUUUUGCCUGAGAGGGUGUUAUGUGGUUUAUUCUCUUUAUCUCGACCCCCUCUCUCCGUCUCACUCUCUGUAUGAUGUGCCUGUUAAUGAGUGGGGCGAAGGAGAAAAGAGAGGGAGCGCGCAUCAAGUCUUUCUCCAGGAGCAUGCGUAGCCCUUUAAGAGGCGUCGCGAGGCGCUGUUUUUGUGCUCGCGGCGUGGAGAAAUUUCCGCUUCCUGCCUUCGCAAAUAUUUACUGAGCAGAAGAAAAGCGCCGUGCGCAUAGCCCCUCAGUGAAGAGAGAUAGAUAGAUAGAGAGGGCGAGCGAAAGUGAGAGAGGUCCAGCAGCUUAAAGAAGAAGGACGGGGCGGACUCCCCCGGCACUCUCCCACUCUCGCUCACUAACCUGCUGGCUCCGCCAAACCAUGUCCGAGAAAGGAGCACUCCCUCGGUCUGGAGGUGCUCCGUCUCCGCACCUCCAGCCCUCCAAACCGGUGGCCAUCUCUUCUAACCGGCCGGUGCACAUGAACCUGUACGCCACAUGGGAGGUGGACAGGUCGUCGCCCAGCUGCGUCCCAAGAUUGUUCAGUUUAACUCUGAAAAAGUUAAUUAUGUUGAAGGAACUUGAUAAAGACCUCACUUCAGUGGUGAUCGCUGUCAAACUUCAGGGUUCAAAACGGAUUCUGCGUUCCAAUGAAAUUCUCCUUUCUGCUGCUGGUCUUACAGAAACGGAUCUUCAGCUUACAUUCUCUUUGCAGUAUCCUCACUUUCUAAAAAGAGAUGCCAAUAGACUUCAAAUUAUGCUACAACGUAGGAAGAGAUAUAAGAAUCGAACCAUUCUUGGAUACAAGACAUUAGCUGUUGGACUCAUCAAUAUGGCAGAGGUGAUGCAGCACCCCAGUGAAGGGGCACAGGUGCUUGGUCUACAUAGUAAUUUAAAAGAUAUUGCUGUCCCUGUGGCAGAGAUCCGCAUCUACUCUUUGUCUAGCCAACCUAUUGACCAUGAAGGACCAAAGGCUAAAAUGUCUGCAGAUCGUUCUCCAGAUAUUGAUAACUACUCUGAAGAGGAAGAGGAAAGCUUCUCUUCAGAACAAGAAGGAAGUGAUGAUCCUAUACAUGGACAGGAUUUGUAUGAUGAAGACGAUGAGGUGAAAAAGAUUAAGAAAGUUCGCAGAAAAAUAGCUUCCACGACCUCAAGGGUCACUCAGCCGAACAUAAAACAGAAGUUUGUGGCCCUACUUAAAAGAUUUAAAGUCUCAGAAGAGGUUGGCUUUGGCCUGGAGCAUGUGUCACCAGAGCAGAUUCAAGAGGUUGAGGAAGACCUUGAUGAGUUAUAUGACAGUUUAGAAAUGUACAACCCCAGUGAUAGUGGUCCAGAGAUGGAAGAAACAGAAAGUCUGCUCAGCACACCCAAACCAAAACUGAAACCAUUUUUUGAAGGUAUGUCCCAGUCCAGCUCUCAGACGGAAAUUGGCAGUUUAAACAGCAAGGGAAGCCUAGGAAAAGACUCUAACAGUCCGGUGGAGAUCUCAUUAUGUGAAAAAUUAAAGCAUUCUCGUAGCAGAAAUAUGGAUGAGCCCAUUCCAGAAACAGAUGUACUGGAAUUCUGUGAACAGGAUCUAUUUGCAGAAACAAACACCACUAUUAUAGUGCCAGAGAAGCUGCGAACACCACAGAAGAGUGGAAAGACAGAAUCUCAGAGUUCUUCUCCUAGGCUAGAUGGAAGUCACACACCAAGACAGAAAAGAGGCACCCCACUGAGAGAGAGACAGUUAUCAAAGCCUUUAAGUGAGAGAACCAACAGCUCUGACAGUGAGAGGUCUCCAGAAUUGGGGCAUGGAACUCAGGUUCCACGUAAAAUGGUGUAUGACCAGCUGAACCAAAUCCUGGUUUCAGAUGCAGUGCUUCCUGAAAACCUGAUUCUAGUUAACACCAUAGACUGGCAGGGACAGUAUGUAUCAGAGCUCCUUCAACAAGAGAAGAUGCCAGUAGUGUGCACCCAUUCAAGUGCUGAAAUUCAGGCAGUGUUGUCAGCAGUUUUAACCAGGAUACAGAAAUUCUGUAACUGCAACUCCUCAAUGCCACGGCCAGUAAAGGUAGCAGCUGUAGGUGGUCAGACCUGUUUAAGCACAAUUCUUCACUACUAUGUUACUCAUCUUACCAACAAAACAUCAGACUGGCUCACCUAUAUGAGAUUUCUCAUCAUCCCACUAGGUUCACACCCUGUUGCAAAGUAUCUGGGCUCCAUUGAUACUCGCUACAGUGCAAGUUUUCUUGAUACAUCCUGGAGAGAGCUCUUUUUUCGGUCUGAGCCACCCUGCACAGCUCCUUUUGAUGUGGUUGACCGUAUUGCACAGUAUGUUGCUGGAGCAGGCACCACACAUCAGUUGCCAAUAGCAGAGGCCAUGCUAACUUGCAAACGAAAAAUGCAUGAUGAAGACUCCUAUCAAAAGUUUAUCCCUUUCAUUGGAGUUGUAAAAGUUGGACUUAUUGAGCCCGGUGCAAUUUCUUCUGGAGGAGACAUUGAUGAGUGUGUGGCCACCAACCUGACUGUGCCAUCCACAUCACCUCCCUCUCAAGGAGGCGCUGUUGGACUCCUCAAGGAUGUUGCAGCAACCCCUCCAUCAUCACCUUCGUUAAGUGGAGGUCUGACAGUUCUUGGGAGUCCUAGUAUGCCACAUGGUGUUGAUGCUAUUGGUUUGCAGGUGGAUUACUGGUUAUCACCUAUCGCUGAAAAGAAGAAAGAGGGGGAGAGACGUGAUGCAGGCUCCAAAAACACGCUGAAAAGUACUUUUCGAUCAGUUCAAGUUAGUCGGCUGCCAGGAUCAGCUGGAGAAAGCCAACUUAUUCCAAACACAAUGUCUAUGACUGUUGUGACUAAAGAGAAAAACAAGAAGGUGUCCACUAUCUUCUUGGGAAAGAAACCAAAAGAGAAGGAUGUAGAUUCAAAGAGUCAAGUAAUUGAGGGUAUCACACGCCUUAUCUGUUCAGCCAAACAACAACAGACCAUUUUGAAAGUGUCUAUAGAUGGUGUGGAGUGGAAUGAUGUCAAGUUUUUCCAGUUAGCAGCACAGUGGCCCACACAUGUGAAAUAUUUUCCAGUGGGACUUUUUGGAUAUAACAAACCCCUCUCCUAGAAUCGACUUGUUUCUUUUUCAUUUGACAGUUCUGAGCAAUGAACCUCUUAAUGUAUUCUUCAAAAACUCUUUUAGCAAAUGAGCUGACCAUUCACUAUUUACUCAUUGAGCUGCUUCUUCAGUCCCAGCUGGAGUUAUUUGUUCGUUGUCUGAUGUGAAAUUGUCAGUCACUUUGCUUGUAUUUGGGCCCUCUAUUCUGCUUCUCUUCAGCAAAACUUAACAUGUUACAUAACAACAUAUAAAUGACUUCCUGCCACAAAAGAUGUCUAAGGAAGGCUGGUCAUCAUGGCUUUUAAGGAGCAUCCUUUUCAAGUUUGUUUACUGAAACAAUAAUGAAUGCUUGCAAACAUUCAACAUGGACACUUGAAUCUUUGUUUUAUUUUGUAGAAAAUAUUACACAUCAUUAUGUAUUUAGAGUUUGUUUAUGCCCCAUGUGUGCCAUCGAUCCAAAAAGAGAGUUUUUUUUUUUUUAGGUUAAUUUAAUACAUGUUGUUUUUAGCACAUUAGACCUAAAAGGGCAUUCAUUCAAAUUGUAGUUAAGCAGUUGAUCUGGGCCUCCCUGCUUAAAGUAUGUAACUCCCAAUGUCUGAGAAACAAUCAUAAAUUCAUAGCAACAAUUGUGUUGAAUCGUAAAUAUAUGUUUGUAGUGCCUAACACACCAGCCUCAUACAUUUUUGAAAGUCUCAAACAGGACAUGCAGACCUCUAAGGUUGAAACAUUUGUCGUGCUUCCUGUGUGGUUAUGUCCCUUGGACAAGACUUGCAGUGAGGAUUGGUGCUUUUUAAAUAAGUUGCCUGUCAGUCAUUUAACCAAAAUCUUUAAGUCUUUAUUUUUGGUAUGACUUGCGGAACAUUAUGACAUCAUUAUUAUCCUCAGAGUGACCUGCCUUAGGUUUUUAUUAACUACCCUGCGUUGGAAAAUUGCAAAAAUAUGCAUACUUAAUAGCAAUAGUGGCCUGAAAUAUAAGCAUUUUGUAGCUUGGUGUUGAUCCUGUAAACAAGAUUUCUUUUAAAUAGGAGUGGCCAUGUAUUUUUCAGGCAGGAUUUUAUAUUAGUUUCACUGCACAAUUAUGUGGACUGCUUACCAUCUUGAUUAAAACACCAGCUAUCCCUCUGAUCCCAGCACUGCCAAAUAAAUCAACAAAAAUAAAUAUAUUUUACUUGGCAUAUGCUAAAUGUAUUUGUAGAUGCUUCAAAAAGUAAACUCAAUUCAUUAUAAUGUAAUUUAUAUGACUAAAAAAGCAGUUCUGCCCACUUUAAUGUCACUGACAAAUCAAAACUAAGCAAGCGCGUUUUCAACAUAAGCACUUUUGUAUUGUGUUACAUUGUUGUUGUAGAUAGAAUGAGUGCCAGUUGUCUUACCUGUUAAAUGUUUGAAGCACAAAUUACUUGGUCAACCAAACACCCAUCGUAAGACAAAGAUUUCACUAAGAAGCCAUAUACAGAUAUUAGUUUUUUAAUUGAGCAUUAAUGAAAUAUAACCAUUCUCUUUUGUCAUGAAAGUUUGAGUUGUGCCUCUUUUUCAAACCUCCCAUUCUCUCAGUUUUAUCUGACACUAGUCAAAUUUCAGCGUAAAUCAGGACCUCAAAGUCUGUCACAAGACAUCCCCAUCUCUGCCACUUAGUGGAUGUUUCUUUCAUUUUAGAUAAGAAUCUGAGGUUGAAACUUUUUAUAGUAUUGCUUUAUAGUUUUCAAGAAUGGGUAUUUAAUGUCUACCACAUGAUUUCUCCAUAAUAGGUAGCAUUGCAGGUUUACAAAAAAGUGAAUUUAGGUAUCAUAAUGAUACAGUCCAUCUGUUUAGUGGGUUCAUUUAAUCUACUCUAAUGGUGAGUGUAAACUCUGCUUACUGGCUGUAGCACAAAAUAUGACCUGUAAUUGUAGAGUGAUGUAAAAGUGUGCCAUUCUCAGUGUAUUUAGUUGGACAGUAAGGUCAUUUGAAAAGAAUACUUAAUGUGAUGUUGAAUUCACACAAAUUGUAAUCUAACCACAUUCUUUGUUUGAAUAGAUAGUGCUAUUUAUAUUCUGCUUGAAUUUUAAUAGUUGACAAUCACCUUUAAUAGUUGAAAUCAUUUGUUGUGUUCUUUCACUGGAGAAUCUGUACCAAAGCCUUGGCAUUAUGAAUGUGUUUUUUUUGUAGUUUGUUUUUAUUUGUACAAUCUUUUUUUAAUUGUGUACUUUCUGUUCAUUUUUAAUGUAUAUAAAGGUAACUGUUAAGUUUUAAUUUUUAUCACUGUUUCUGUAUAGUUCUGGUGAGACUGGUCAAAUUGCAUCCAACCAGAGCAUUUCCAGCUGGUUCCAACAGUAUUUUUCCCAUGGUCCGACUGAACACGGGCCUCUGGAUCAUUUUGAAUCCUUUAUAUUGUAUUUGAUCUGAAGCUGGAGUGGAUAUGUAUUGUUUGUGUAUGUGUGUAAAAAUGCACUGCCUCUGUCAUGUUUGGCAGCCUUACCUCACAAGUCAAAAGAGCAACAUACAGCUUUUUUAUUGUGUAGAUAAACGAUAAGUUCUAACAUUUUUGAUCAAAACAUAAAAUUGUAACUGCAAAUUUGGUGCUUAUUUUUGUGCACUUUUUUCUUUGUAUGCUUUCAAAGUGCCAUUCAGUGUUUGAGAUAUGCCUCCACGUGUAAGAUUUCCUUUCCUUGAAGUCCUGCCAAAAGCAUAAAAUAAAAAUGGACAUUUCUCAUCAGUUGAAGUAUUCAGAUGGACUGUGAAUUUAACAGAUUCUGCAUUCUUCACCUUUUGCCAAUAGGAAGAGUAGAUUGUAAGAUAUUUCUUUUUUGAAGGUUGGUCACUAAAAAAAAAUUCUUUGGAUGUUAAAAAAAAAAUUAGAAUUGUACACUAAAUGUAUUCAGUAGGGUGAGUGUACAUAAGGUAAAAAUGUUCAGGGUUAAAAUAACUGACCAUAACAAGUGACUAAACAGCCUGCACAAUAUAUAUGCUGAUAUCUUUUUUUGGAAGGAGAGUAAAUUCUAUAUUGUAGUCAUCUGUUUGAUCAAAGUUACAUUUUUGGAAAGCCUCCUGCUACCAUAGUUGUCAGUCAGUAAUGAUCAUACAUUCAGUAUAAUAAGUGAUUGCAUGAUUCAUAUACAUUGCCACAUGCAGAAGUGAGUCUUUCUUCCCAUACAUGUGGAGAGAGCGGUGGAAUUACAGCAAAUCUUUUUUGUGCGGACUUGUUAAAUGUGUCAGAGGCACUGGUGUAAUUACUUAGCAUGAAAAGGAUUUCUUUAUAGAUUUUCAUUUUCUUAAUAACUUCUUAUUGAACAUCUUAAUUUCUGGUUGGACCGGAUGGCUGUUAAAUUGUGACUACUUUUAACUGUCUCAGUGCUACUAGUGAAACCAUUACGGAUGUUGAGUACAACGCACUAUUGCUUUUGUCUGUUACGUGUACCAAUUUCAGCACCAGGGAUGUAAAUUGCCUUUUAUCACAACACAAUGGCCAGGUCAGGCCUGUUUACUUGGAAUGUGUUGCUGUGCUGUACAGAGCUGGUCACUGGUCUUAUUUUCCCUUCCUUUAAUGGGGAGGGAAAAAAAGCAGUUUUUGAUUUAGUGUACUGUACAUAUGUUGGGAUGUUGUUGGACAUGGUUGCAAAACUUCACUGCUGUUAGCCUAAAUGUUAGAAAGCUUUUGCCUUGCAUUGGGAUGGAAGAAGAAUUUGGAUUUGGUGGAUAAUUCAGUUUGAAAGAGCUUAUUUUAAUAAUGCAUAUAAAAUUUUGCACAUUUUUUCAUUUAGAUCUUAUUGUAUUUCUUUAUACUUACUUGAACUUUUAUUUGUUAAAUAUUGUAUUUAAAAUUAUAUUGUGUAUAUAUAUAUAUCACCAUGCCAGAGGAGCUUGUAAUAUAGAAUGGUUUCUCUUUUGUAAAGUGCUGUGCUUGAUCAAAAAACUCGGGCUUAAACUGUAUUGAUCAACUCUGAUGUAAAGUGUUUAUUCAGAUAUCACUAUUUGCGUGUUUAUGUGUGUUUUUUAAUAAACAAUGGAUUUGUAA
Polypterus senegalus (gray bichir) is the source of this 7130-nucleotide messenger RNA. Its product is annotated as phosphofurin acidic cluster sorting protein 1-like. The transcript has 24 exons. The record is from RefSeq and is a predicted model, not a curated record. Bases 437 to 3148 code for a protein of 903 amino acids. NCBI's taxonomy places the organism in Eukaryota, Metazoa, Chordata, Cladistia, Polypteriformes, Polypteridae. Gene Ontology annotation, biological process: protein localization to plasma membrane. Gene Ontology annotation, molecular function: transmembrane transporter binding.